Messenger RNA from Sorghum bicolor (sorghum), 771 nucleotides. RefSeq names its product testis-specific gene A8 protein. The record is from RefSeq and is a predicted model, not a curated record. The transcript has a single exon. Bases 92 to 574 code for a protein of 160 amino acids. Lineage: Eukaryota; Viridiplantae; Streptophyta; Magnoliopsida; Poales; Poaceae.
CAAAGCAAGAAACAACAAACCUUGCACAGUUGCACCCCCCUCCCUCCGUCGUCACCACCACCACAUCCAGCAGCAGAGCCAGCCAACGAAAAUGUCGCGCGUCACAGCUGCGGCGGCCCUCUUCUACAUCCUCGCCGUCGUCGCUGCCCUCAGCGCGGCCGCCGAGGCCCCGGCAGCGUCACCGAAGGCUGCCACUGCCAGAGCUCCUGCCAAGGCACCCGAGGCUGCUGCUGCCAAGAAAACUCCUGCCCCCGCUAAGGCCCCUGCUGCUGCUGCCGUCGCCUCCACCCCCACCCCCGCCGCCGCCGCGCAUGCCCCAUCGCCGUCGUCGUCGUCGUCUAGGAAGUCUGGUCCAGCUGCAGCGCCGACCACCGCCUCUACUACACCGCCUUCUUCUUCGUCCACCGACGAGGAGUUGGUCCCUUCCCCGGCAGCCGCGGCGGCGACGCCUGCCGCUGAUGGGCCUGCUGAGGGACCGGCGGCUGCUGAUGACUCCGGUGCUGCUACCCUUGGAAGCGGAGCUGCCAUCGCCGCCGGCGUUGCCGCUGCGGUCGCUACCAUGAUCUUCUACUGAAUUCACCAGGGAUCGGCCGUGCCGUGGAACGAGGGUGGACACGUAAUUGGCUGUGCCGUAUUUGCUCUUGCAUGGUCGGGAGGGACGACCAAUGCAAGUGUGUUUCUGCUUUGCUCACUUCGUUUGCUCUUGCAACAUUAUGGGGUCAACCGUUAUAUAUAUAUAUAUAACUGAAUGGAUUUGAUUAAUUGAUACAA